This is a messenger RNA of Fimicolochytrium jonesii, 3999 nucleotides long. Its product is annotated as xanthine dehydrogenase/oxidase. The transcript is spliced from 3 exons. Gene Ontology annotation, molecular function: FAD binding; oxidoreductase activity; iron ion binding. The coding region runs from base 1 to 3999 and encodes 1332 amino acids. The record is from RefSeq and is a predicted model, not a curated record. Lineage: Eukaryota; Fungi; Chytridiomycota; Chytridiomycetes; Spizellomycetales; Powellomycetaceae.
AUGAUUCUCAUCGCGUUCUCUUCUCUUUACUUCCCAAAAGGAGAAUAUGAAGUCCAACACCGGAGUGUCAACGCAUGUCUCGCUCUCGCAUGCUCCAUCGAGGGCAAGCACGUCAUCACGAUCGAGGGCAUCGGCUCCAGCGCCAACCCGCACCCGACCCAGGAAGCGAUUGCGUACAGCCAUGGAAGUCAAUGUGGAUUCUGUACUCCCGGUAUCGUCAUGUCGCUGUAUACCUUGACGCGCAACAAUGCGAAACCGACGGGUCACGAUGUGGAGGAGGCAUUUGAUGGAAAUCUGUGCCGGUGUACUGGAUACAGGCCCAUCUUGGAGGGCGCGCAGGAGUUUGCCGUGCCCGACGUGAAUGGGUGUGCGAAUGGGAAAAGCAAUGGAUGUGGUGGCCAUGAGGCGAAUGGAUGCGCAAAUGGACACACGCACGCCAACGGGCACAACCAUUCCGGCUCUGACUCGGAAUGCCCCGUAGGGUGCAGCACAGUCGAAUGUACGGCCAAAAAGGCCAACGGAACCUGCAGCGUGCAAAACGGCUCCGUGGACAUUGAAGACCUGCAAAAGGCGAAGCACCGCGUGAUUGACCAAACCAAAGACCUGCCAUUCCCCGAACCGCUCAAACAGCAAACGGAUUCUUUUAUGUUUGCCCAUGAGGACGGCGCGUGGUACCACCCUACUACGCUCGCCGAGCUAAGGCAGAUCAAACAUACCUACCCCAACGCUAAAAUCGUCACGGGCAACACCGAGAUUGGCAUCGAAGUCCGUAUGAAAGGGUUCGAUUUCCCCGUCAUGGUGCACGUCAGCGAUAUCGCCGAAAUGGCGGGAUACGAGGAGGUAAAAGGCGAAGGCGUGUGGAUGGGCGUCGGCACCAGCCUCACGACGUUCCAAGACCGCCUGAAGCACUUCAUUGCAACGUAUGAGCCGCAUCAGACCGAGAAUUUUCAGGCCCUGCUGGACAACUUGAAGUAUUUUGCUGGCCCGCAGAUCAGGAAUGUAGCGAGUAUCGGCGGCAAUAUCGUCACGGCUAGUGCUAUCUCGGACCUGAACCCGGUGUUUGUCGCCAUCGAUGCGCAGUUGCGGGUGUCCAGCCUCAAAGGCGGGGAACGAACCAUCGCUAUGAAGGAUUUCUUCAUUGGGUACAGGCGCACGUUACUGCAACCCGCCGAGAUCGCAGAGUCUAUCUUCCUCCCGUUCACCAAAAAGGGCGAGUACACACUCGCAUUCAAGCAAUCCAAACGCAAGCAUGACGAUAUCGCUAUCGUCAACGCGUGUUUCCGGAUCAUGGUAGACUCUCAGAACGUAGUCACCCAUGCCACGUUGGCGUUUGGUGGCCUCAGCCCUUUCACCCGGAUCGCGCAGGACGCGUCCGCGGCGGUUGUUGGUCGCAAGUGGGGACCCGACGUGCUGGACGGCGUCGGCGAGAAGGUCAUCACGAAAGAUUUCGUCAUGGGCUCAGCAACACCAGGCGGGAUGGUCGCCUACCGCCGGCAGCUCGCCCUCUCCUUCCUCAAGAAAUUCACCCUCUACAUCUCGCACAAACUCGACACAAACAGCAUUCAAUCCACCGAACUCUCUGCCCUCUCCGAAAUCGAGCGCGGUCUCGCCCACGGAUCCCAGACGUACGACCGCGAACCAGAAAAACCCACUACCGGCACCUCGCCCACAGCACUCGAAGGCGCCGUCGGCUCCUCCAUCCCGCACCUCGCCGCCCUCAAACAAGUCACGGGCGAAGCCGCCUACCUGGAUGAUAUCCCCCGCCUCGCCAACGAAUGCUACGCGGGGCUCGUCCUCUCCACCGAAGCCAACGCCGCGAUCGAGAGCGUCGAUACCACCGAAGCGCUCGCGAUGGACGGCGUUUUGGGGUACAUUACCGCGACUGAUAUACCGGGCUACGACCCCGCGGACCCGCACAAUCGGAAUAUCGUCGGACCCAUCCUCCACGACGAAGAACUGUACGCCACAAAACGUGUGCAUUUCCACGGGCAGAUGAUCGGCCUUGUUGUUGCGACCUCGGAGCUUGUGGCAAGAAAGGCGGCGGCGAAGGUGAAGGUUACGUAUACGGACCGCCAGCCGCUUGUGAUUACGAUUGAGGAUGCGAUUGAGAAGGGGACGUUCUUUGAUAUUUCGAGGGAGAUUCGGACGGGGCACUUUGAUGCGAGGAGGAGAGAGGCGGAGGUGCCGUUGGAUGAGGCUGUGCAUCAUGUUGAGGGGGUGGCUAGGAUGUCCGCCCAAGAACACUUCUACCUCGAAACGCACGCUUCCCUCGUCAACCCCAAAAAAGAAGACAACGAAAUCGAGAUCUUCGCCUCAACACAAAACCCCACCGAAACCCAAGUUUACGUCUCCAAAGUCCUCGGCAUCCCCGCCAACCGCAUCAACUGCCGCGUCAAGCGGCUCGGCGGCGGGUUCGGCGGGAAGGAAACCCGUAGCGUCAAUCUCACCUGCGCGUUGGCCGUCGCCGCGCAUAAACUGAAGGUGCCUGUCCGCUGCAUGUACACCCGCGAGGAAGAUAUGGCCAUCUCCGGGCAACGGCAUCCGUUCCGCGGGGACUACAAGGUUGGGUUCACCGCUGAGGGCAAGCUGGUCUCCCUCGAAGUGAUGAUUACAUCCAACGGCGGGUUCUCGGCGGAUCUCUCCUCCUCUGUACUCGAACGCGCCAUGACGCAUGUGGAUAACUGCUACCGCAUCCCGAACGCCAUCAUCCGCGGCCGCAUUGCGAAAACAAACAUUGCGUCGAACACCGCGUUUAGAGGGUUUGGCGGGCCGCAGGGGAUGAUGCUGUGCGAGCAGUUCAUGUGCCAUGUCGCGGAGUACCUGGGCAAACCGGUGGAAGAGAUCCGGCAGAUCAAUCUGUACAAAACGGGCGAAAUCACUCCGUUCAGACAGCCCCUGACGGACGUCUAUAUCGAGCGCGUGUGGGAUGAGUUGCACCAGUCGGCGCAGUUCGAGAAACGGAGACGGGAGGUGGAUGAGUUCAAUAAACUGCACACGCAUCGCAAACGUGGGUUGGCACUCAUGCCUACCAAAUUUGGGCUGGCAUUCACAGCGCGGUUCCUCAACCAAGCCGGCGCCCUCGUGCACAUCUAUACCGACGGGUCGGUGCUCAUCACCCACGGCGGCACGGAGAUGGGGCAGGGGCUGCACACCAAAAUGGUGCAGAUCGCCGCGCACGCCCUCGGCGUCCCCGUGUCCAAGAUCCACUUAUCCGAAACACAGACUUCCACCGUCCCCAACACCUCCGCCACGGCGGCCUCCGUUUCCUCCGAUUUGAACGGCAUGGCCGUGCUUAACGCGUGCAACACCAUCCUCGCGCGUCUCGCCCCUUACCAAUCCCACACGCCACCCCUCACAUGGGAACAAAUGAUCAACAAAGCCUAUUUCGAUCGCGUUUCAUUAUCGGCGACGGGAUUCUAUGCGACGCCGGAUUUGAGCUAUGAUUGGGCGACGAAUGAGGGGCGCAUGUAUAACUAUUUCACGUAUGGCGCCGCGUGUGCGGAGGUCGAGGUCGAUACGCUGACGGGCGAGUGGGGGUGCAGGUGGGCGGAUGUUUGUAUGGAUAUUGGGAAGAGUUUGAAUCCGGCGAUCGAAGGCGCCUUCAUUCAAGGCCUGGGCUGGUGCACCCUCGAAGAACCCCUCCUCAACCCUAACACGGGCAUGCUGCUAACCCGCGGUCCCGGCGCAUACAAAAUCCCCUCCUUCCGCGACAUCCCCGUCUCCCUCAACGUCCGAUUUCUCUCCAACGUCUCCAACAGCCGCGCGGUGCAUUCCUCCAAAGCCGUCGGGGAACCCCCGCUGUUCCUAGGCAGUGUGGUGUUUUUCGCGAUUAGAGAUGCCAUCAAGGCCAAGAGGAGGGAGGUGGGUGAGGAUGACGGGUGGUUUAGGAUGGAUUCGCCGGCUACAGGUGAACGCAUUUUGGCCGCUUGUGGGGGGACGGAUGCGGUACUGGCGAAGGAUGUUAGGGAGGAGGGACGGGCUUGGGGGGUUGCUGCGUAG